Molecule: messenger RNA, 404 nt
Organism: Ambispora gerdemannii
Lineage: Eukaryota; Fungi; Glomeromycota; Glomeromycetes; Archaeosporales; Ambisporaceae
Source: the annotation of a GenBank genome assembly
CAAGGAGGCUUUGGACUUCAUGUUCGAGUCAGUUCUCUUAAUGUUUCAAAAAUGCUUUAAAGUAAAAAGGGGAGAGGUUGAAAAGCUAAAACAAGGAAACAUGGUGGCUGCAGGGUAUCUGUGCACCCGGCAUUGUGAAGUAUUUACACAUAUUCAAAAUGUAGCAAAAAUCUUGCUGAAUACCCAAGAAUUCGAAAAUAGAGAAACCCAUAUAGUGACUAGUGUAAGUUUGCUAUAUAAUUAUGUAAUGCAUUUAUUUCUCAAAGAGCUAGUAGAGAAUGUAGCUAAACUGCUCGAAGAACAUGACCUGCCCAGACUGGAUGGUGACAAAUAUGGAGCAAAAGGAGCAGUUGGUUUUGAUAUGACUUAUAGAGGAACAGCAAUAUAUUUGCCUUACCAACUGG